Chanos chanos (milkfish) is the source of this 2151-nucleotide messenger RNA. It is a transcript of the gene olfml2bb, whose product is annotated as olfactomedin-like 2Bb. Gene Ontology annotation, biological process: signal transduction. Lineage: Eukaryota; Metazoa; Chordata; Actinopteri; Gonorynchiformes; Chanidae. The record is from RefSeq and is a predicted model, not a curated record. Bases 1 to 2151 code for a protein of 716 amino acids. The transcript has 8 exons.
AUGCCUUCGUUAAGGAUCGUGCUGGUGUUAUGGUGCUGUGUGCUUUGUAGCGCACCAGUGGCGUGGAGCUCUGUGAUAGACAACAAUUGGAAAGACAACCACGCUGAUCCUAGUGAGGAUCUGGAGACGACUCUUGAGGACGAAAUGGACAAUCAGGAGAAUAUUUUAACACAGCUGCUGGGGGAUUAUGACAAAGUCAAAACACUGUCAGAAGGACCAGACUGUCACUGCAAAUGUGUGGUGAAACCUCUAAGCAGAAGUGCCUGCAAGCGCAUCGAAGAGGGAAGUGCCAAAGCAGAAGAUUUUUACACUGUGGAGACAGUAACAUCAGGAUCCAACUGCAAGAAGUGUGCCUGUGUUGCCCCUCCAUCUGCUCUGAACCCCUGUGAGGGUGAUUUCAGAUUUAAAAAGCUUCAGGAGGCUGGGAAGGAUGACAUCAAGCUCUCAACUAUAAUGGAUUUAUUGGAAGGAGCCUUUUAUGGGAUGGAUUUGUUAAAGUUGCACUCUGUCACUACAAAACUCCUAGAGCGGGUUGAAAUCAUUGAAAAGUCUGUUUCAGGGAACCUCACAAAGGAGAGAGUCAGUCUGAAAGGUGUCUCUGGAGAGAAGAUUAAGGGAAAAGGGUCACGCGCUAACCAUCGUAUGGAGAAAAAGAAGCGUCUGAGUGACGUACAGCCCUCGCUCCAAAAAAAUAUGGCUGCAGCCUACACACACACUGAGAAGAAGUAUGAGGAGCGGUUUGUUGGGACCCAGAGCUCCAGCAGGCCUUUACUGAAGAGGAGCCAUUCUGAGGGCCAGGAGGUGGCCGAGGGGCCACAAAAGGCCAAAUCAGGGUCUAACGGUCUGGUCAUCAGAGGGGUGACGUAUUAUAAGUCCAAUACUGAGGAGAAUGGGGAGGAAGAACUUGCAGGAGCAGAUGAGGCUUUGAGUGGUGAUGGUUCAGUGGAUUUACUCAUUGAUGAUCAGCUGCCCAAACAGUCACCCAAGACCACCAGAGCAACAGCCUUUCUCACCACAGCAGCCCCAUCCACCCCAACUCUUUCAAAAGAGUCCUCGGAGCCAACAAGAGCCGAGGAGCAGGUUGAUCAGAAUGUAGCAACUACUGCAGAUAUGGUAGUUGUUACAAAUCAGAUAACAGAAGAGAACCAAAGCACCAUAAAGACACUCAUGCCUUCAACUACACAGGCAAGAGUCAUGACAACCACAACCACUGCUCAACCAGCAGCAACAAAUGGAGUUGCCAUCAGCACACCGCCUCCAACAGAGCCAAAACAGCCUCUCAAUCUAACAGCACCUCCAAGUCAGGAAACAAGUCAGUCAAAGGUUAAAUCCCGUCUUAACUGGGAUGAGGACACCACCGAAGCUGUCACAGGGGCACCAAAGAACUCUGGAGUAUGCAAAGACACUUUGGCCACAAUUGGGGAUCCAGUGACACACAACACUUACGGCCGAAAUGAAGGUGCCUGGAUGAAAGACCCUAAAGGCAAUGGCAACAUCAUUUACGUCACAAACUACUAUUACGGCAACAUCCUACUUGAAUUCCGUGACAUGGACACCUUCAAGCAAGGGCGUUCUUCCAACUCCUACAAACUUCCUUAUAACUGGAUUGGAACAGGCCAUGUGAUUUAUGGAGGGGCUUUCUACUACAACCGGGCCUUUUCUCGCGAUAUCAUCAAGUUCGAUCUCCGGUUGCGGUAUGUCGCUGCGUGGACCAUACUGCAUGACGCUGUGUUAGAGGAGGACACGCUUGGACAUUCAGACAUUGAUUUUGCUGUGGACGAAAGUGGACUGUGGAUGAUUUACCCAGCACUAGAUGAAGAGGGCUUUCACCAAGAGGUGAUCAUCCUGAGUAAACUAAAUCCAUCAGAUCUGCAGAAAGAAAACAGUUGGAGAACAGGAUUGAGGAGGCAUUACUAUGGGAACAGCUUUGUAAUCUGUGGUGUUCUCUACGCUGUGGACAACUCUGACCGUACACAUGCCAACAUUUCCUAUGCCUUUGAUACGCAUACGCACACCCAAAUGAUUCCCCUUCUGCCAUUCACAAACAAUUACACCUACACCACACAGAUUGACUACAACCCCAAAGAUCGCAUGUUGUACGCAUGGGACAAUGGUCAUCAAGUCACCUAUGAUGUGAUAUUUGCCUAUUAA